Delphinapterus leucas (beluga whale) is the source of this 2335-nucleotide messenger RNA. RefSeq names its product ADAMTS like 5 (gene ADAMTSL5). NCBI's taxonomy places the organism in Eukaryota, Metazoa, Chordata, Mammalia, Artiodactyla, Monodontidae. Gene Ontology annotation, cellular component: extracellular matrix. Gene Ontology annotation, biological process: proteolysis; extracellular matrix organization. Gene Ontology annotation, molecular function: metalloendopeptidase activity; protein binding. The record is from RefSeq and is a predicted model, not a curated record.
UCCCUCUUCCCUGGGUUAUCCUCAUUGGCAGCCCCUUUCCCUCUGCAGGCGGCUCUGGGGCUCCAUCCCACACCCUCUUCACAUGAGGCUAUGAGGCACCCACUGGACCGGGGCCAGGUCACCCUGCCCCGUCCCGCCCCCCAUCCGGGAGCUCCUGGCUGCUGCAGGUCCCAUAGAGUCCUGGACUGUGCCCAGCUGGUCCCCACUGCACAGAUGGGGAAACUGAGGCGGGAGGAAGAGGAGCACCUGGCCCCUGGCCACACCGGAAGACCCCACCCCCUCCAGAACCUCCUGCUCCUGCUGUGGACCCUCCUGAACUGUGGUUUGGGGGGCAACGCUCAGGGUCCGGGUGAGUGGACUCCAUGGGGUUCCUGGAGCCGCUGUUCUAGCUCUUGCGGGCGAGGGCUCUCCGUGCGCAGCCGGCAAUGCAUCCGGUUUCCCAGGGAAGAGCUGUGCUGGGGGGACACCCACGAGUACCGCCUCUGCCAGCUGCCCGAAUGUCCCCCAGGGGCCGUGCCCUUCCGAGACCUCCAAUGCGCCCUCUACAAUGGCCACCCUGUCCUGGGCACCCAGAAGACCUACCAAUGGGUGCCCUUCUAUGGUGCACCCAACCAGUGCGACCUCAACUGCCUGGCGGAGGGGCACGACUUCUAUCACAGCUUCGGCCGCGUGCUGGACGGUACCCCCUGCAGCCCGGGCACCCAGGGACUCUGCGUGGCUGGCCGCUGCCUCAGAGCCGGCUGUGACGGUUUGCUGGGCUCGGAUGCCCGCGAAGACCGCUGCGGUCGCUGCGGCGGCGCCAACAACUCGUGCCUCUUCGUGCAGCGCGUAUUCCGGGAUGCCGGUGCCUUCGCUGGGUACUGGAACGUGACGCUGAUUCCUGAGGGCGCCAGGCACAUCCGCGCCGCCCACCGGAGCCGGAACCACCUGGCGCUGAUGGGGGGCGACGGGCGCUACGUGUUCAACGGGAACUGGGCGGUCAGCCCUCCCGGGACCUACGAGGCAGCGGGCACCCGCGUGGUCUACACCCGCGUCACAGGAUCAGAGGAGACGCUGCGCGCCGCCGGGCCCACCUCCGAAGACCUGCUCCUGCAGGUCCUCCUGCAGGAGCCCAACCCCGGCGUUGAGUUCGAGUUCUGGCUCCCCCGGGAGCGUUAUGGCCCCUUCCAGGCGCAGGCUCAGGCCCAGGGCUGGUCCCUGCGGCAGCCGCAGCCUCGGGAGGUAGAUCCUCAGUCCCCUGAGUCUCCCGCUGCCCCCACUGUUAUCCCCCCACGGACCCCAGGCCCCACCCCAGACCCCUGCCCACCCUGCCCUGACACCCGCGGUCGUGCCCACCGGCUGCUCCACUAUUGCGGCAGCGACUUUGUGUUCCGGGCCCGCGUGCUGGGCCGCGUCCGGCAGGCCCAGGAGACCCGAUAUGAGGUGCGCGUGCAGCUCAUCUACAAGAACCGCUCGCCACUGCGGGCCCUCGAGUAUGUGUGGGCGCCGAGCCGCUGCCCCUGCCCACCGCUGGCCCUCCAUCGGGACUACCUGCUGGCGGCCCGGCGCCUCAUCAGCCCCGAUGGCACUCAGGACUGGCUGCUGCUCCCCCAUGCUGGCUACGCCCGGCCCUGGAGCCCCGCCGAGGACAGCCGCGUGCGCCUGGCCGCCAGACGCUGCCCCCUCUGAGCCCCUGGACCAGGCUCAAAGUCAGCAUAUUUCCCCUAUUGCCAUAGCUUCCAGGGAGCUCAGAACUAUCUCCCACCUGCAGCUCUGUGACUCCCCACCACACACACUCAGACACCCCUGCACUCAGUCAGAUCCACUGUCGGAAGCAGGCACGCACUGGUGAGGAGGAUACACUAAAUGGACUCUUUAGCUCUGAUUUUCUCUCUCACCCUGGAAACUCAGUUAUUUUACUCUCAGAGACUCUGUGUCUGCUUUUAUUCCCCUUGCCUCACACUCAUUUGCUGGGAGACACUGUCACACACAAGCAUGACCCCGAUGAAGACAUGCCUAAGGAGACCUUGUAAUGUAUCCAUUUCCCCUCUUGCCCUGGCUACCAGGAAGCUCACCACUCUUUAACCCCCUGACACUCUGUCUCUCCCUUCUCAUUGCCACUUAACACACGCACCCUCACGUAUUCAGAGACACUGUUAAAAACAGGCAUGACCCCCUAGUAAACAUGCCUACCCAGGCACUGUAACGUACCAGUUUCCCCUUUUGCCCUGGCUACCAGGGAGUUCAGAGAUAAUCUUGACAGCUUCCGCAAUUCGGGGGGAGGCGGGAGGGUUCCCUCCAGGCAACACUGCUGUUCACCCCUUUUUUAUUCCUAUUUAUUUUUUUUUUUUUUUUG